This is a messenger RNA of Agrilus planipennis (emerald ash borer), 3582 nucleotides long. RefSeq names its product LIM domain kinase 1 (gene LIMK1). Gene Ontology annotation, molecular function: ATP binding; protein serine/threonine kinase activity; protein binding. Gene Ontology annotation, biological process: actin cytoskeleton organization; protein phosphorylation. The coding region runs from base 155 to 3508 and encodes 1117 amino acids. The transcript has 12 exons. The record is from RefSeq and is a predicted model, not a curated record. NCBI's taxonomy places the organism in Eukaryota, Metazoa, Arthropoda, Insecta, Coleoptera, Buprestidae. Gene Ontology annotation, cellular component: cytoplasm; nucleus.
AACCAAAAUAUCACGUAUUACUUCGAGUGUUCGAGUUCGUUGUAGAAAGUAAAAACUGUGGGUUGAAACCAGUGGUCAAGUGUUAUAACAGGUCCAUUUUCGAUGUUUACAAGCAGUUAUCAUGGUGCCAGUUUAAUUUUGAUUAAGGAUAAAAAUGCAGAAACAACCAGAAAAAGAUGAAGAUAAUUCUUUAGAAGCUGUUUGUGCAGGUUGCUUGAACGUUAUUGACGAUGAAGAAGUUAUCUCUGCUGUCGGAAACGAAUGGCACCUCGAAUGCUUUAGGUGUUCAGCAUGUGAUACAUCAUUAUCAAAUUGGUAUUUCGAGAAAGAUGGUCUCCUUUUUUGUAAGGAGGACUACUGGGCGAGAUACGGAGAGUCCUGCCAACACUGCAGUGAGAUAAUAACAGGCCCCGUAAUGGUUGCAGGAGAACACAAAUUUCAUCCCGAAUGUUUUUGUUGCGGGUCCUGCGGUGCCUUUAUAGGAGAUGGCGACUCUUACGCCCUUGUUGAAAGAUCUAAACUCUACUGUGGCCAGUGUUACAAAAGACAAAUGCAACCCCUCGAAAAGACUGCAGGGAACCCAUUCGGGGGUCGAAAACCCCAUUCAAUCCGACUGGUUGAGAUACCUGGCGGACAAAAGGGCAUAAAACUAGUUUCUAACCCGGUUAAUGGAAAUAGUCAACGUUUAACAAUUUCAGAGCUUGACAUGAACAAUGAUCUGAUGUCACUGCACAUAGGUGACAGAAUUUUAGAAAUAAAUGGAAUUCCAGUCAAAGCAACGUCUUUGGAAAACGUAGAGAAUUUAUUGAAAUAUUCCGAUACAGUUUUACAGCUAACGAUAGAGCAUGACCCAGAAGCGGUGUCACGCCGGAAACUGUCGUUGGCAAAGCCCAAAUUGUCCCUACCCCUAUCGACUACCCAAAGUGAUACCAACAUUCCAACAAAAAUUGAACAAUCCGUACCUGAACCCCACUUGCCACAAAGCGACCGCGAAAUAUCAAAAAGUAACGACGACUUAAUAGAAAAUGCCACAAUUUUACCUGAUAGCAAAGACAACAGAGUAAAUGAUCCAAAAACAGACGAACACUUCAAUAAACCAAAAUCAAACAAAGACAGACUUUUCAAAAGAAAAGAUGAAGGCUAUAUGAGCGGCACAAGAUCAAGACAGCUGAGAAAAAAGAAUAACGAACUAGAAACUAGACAAUCUUUAGACAAAGAGAGAAGUUCUUCAAUGAGUAGACUUUUAGACGAUCUUACAAAUUCGAAACGUUGUAACGAUUUGUCGAGAGCCCAUUCGUUCCUGGAACCUCGUCCUCAGCAGAGGGUCUUCAGGGCUUCGGACUUGGUAAAAGGCGAGCUUUUGGGUCAAGGUUUUUUCGGUCAGGUGUACAAGGUCACAACAAAAGACACCUCCGAAGUUAUGGUCCUCAAGGAACUUUACAGGGUCGACGAAGAAGCCCAAAAAAAUUUUCUUAAAGAAGUGGCCGUCCUCAGGAGUCUUCAUCAUACCAACGUCCUAAGAUUUAUCGGAGUUCUGUACAAAGAAAGGAGGCUCCAUUUGGUCACGGAAUAUAUCGCUGGGGGCACCCUGAGGGAAUUAAUACACGACUUAUCCCAGCCUAUCCCUUGGGAACAAAGAGUUUCUUUUGCAAAAGACAUCGCUGCCGGCAUGGCUUACCUCCAUUCGAUGAACAUCAUCCACAGAGAUCUCAAUUCUCACAAUUGUUUAGUUAGAGAGGAUAAAACGGUGAUAGUGGCUGACUUUGGUUUAGCGCGGAUCGUGUCCCAUGACACCGGAAGUGUACGUAAAAAUUCACCAAAAGGCGGGACCCACGGAGGAAAGAAGCAAGAGAGGAAGAAGAGAUACACCGUGGUGGGAAAUCCCUACUGGAUGGCCCCGGAAAUGAUGAAAGGGAACAAAUACGACGAAAAGGUUGACAUUUUCAGCUUUGGAAUUGUCCUUUGCGAGAUAAUCGGGAGGGUCCAGGCAGAUCCCGAUUAUCUCCCGAGAUCCAACGACUUUGGCUUGAACCAAGCGGCUUUCAAAGAAAAAUUUUGCUCCACGUGUCCCGAACCCUUUUAUAAAAUCGCAUUCCUCUGCACAGAUCUGAAUCCAGACAAGAGACCGCCAUUCGACGUAACGGAAGUGUGGUUGGAGUCGCUGUCCAUGCAUUUAUCCGUCGGUAUGCCCCUGCCGGCCGAUCUGGUCUUCGACAUAGACCACUACAGGGGUCAGAGUUCGAGUUCGUCCGGUAGCACGACUCCCGAAGGUCUAGCAUCAGGUCACAGGAGCCCCGUGCUCCUGCCCAUAUGCGAAGACAAGCUAAACCUCAGUCACAAAGACGACGACGACACCAAAAUAGUCCUCAGCGCGGAAAACCUGAAACCCAUCAUCAAGGUUUCCAGUUCCGACAACCUGUUACGUAGCAACGGUACAAAAUCGAUACUGAAAGCGCCAGGAACCGGGAAUAUGAGCAAAAGUUGCGAAAAUUGCAGCAAGGAUAUGAAGGACUUGAACAGAGGCGACGGAGCCAAAAGUUGCGAGAAUUUUGGUACCAAAGGACUCGAAGUUAAGGUCUUGGAAAAAGUGCCAUGUUCAGAAAACUUAACCAAAAAACCUCAACAGAGCAAGGAACAAGCCGAAUGGACCUUUGACGUAACCAAAAGACUUUUGCCCCUUCUGGCAACGAAAAAUCUGUUAGAAAAUGACACGACCCCUUGCAGGACGCAUGCCCGUAAAUUAACCAGGAAGCAGGUCCUCAGAGAACAAGGGAAAACGACAAAAACCCCGGAAAAACCUACCACAAGUCUCAGUAUACAAAGUAUGAAUUUAAAGCAUGUCACUCCGUCGGAUGUCACGCAGAAGUUCGUAAGCAAUUUCAAACCUAAACCCCUGAUAAGCAUAAAACCUUACGAACCAAGUGAAAAGAGUCCACCAGAAACGGUUUCCUACAAACCCAAAACCGAAAUUCCUGCACCAUUCCAUUCUCAUAGAAAGGACCAAGUGUCACAGCCAGUCAUUCCAAAGAGUUCCAAUUUAGUCCAAGAACAAGCAAAAAAGUCGGUUAACUUAAACUCCUUGAAUGGUACAAGUAGAAACGUCUUCACCAAACCUGUCACUAGUCCAACACCAUCGAGGUCUAACAAUGGCGAAAACAAACGAUUUUUCAGCAUCUCCCCGGAAUGGUCCUCGUCUAAACGAACACUUGAAAUUGCCUGUAAAAACCCGGAAACCUUCAGGCCUUCUUCAAGCAGUUUAGAAGAGCAAAGGAGAAUCUUUGGAAGCCCGGGACUUUUCAGGCGUCGCAUAGACGAUAACUGUCCAGGACGAUCGCCCAGCCUCGUGCGCAACAUAAUCAACACCUUGAACAGAAGGGAUAACAAAGAAUUAUUCUUCGAUGGAAGACAGACGUUUGGACGGAGUUCCAUGAAAGUGGUAGGGAGUCCCAGGAUGGAAAAAACCGAGCCUACUAGAAGUUGUAGUCCCGUUGAAUUUACCGCACUUUAAUUAGUUAGAUAAUUAACAAAAGGUAAGAAUUGUCAAAUGACAAACGCAAAAACAAUUUCGUUUUUUUUUUCGUA